AAUUCUUCUUUCUCAAUUUCAAUAGCCAUUUAUUAGCUUAGCUCAAAUUUACAAUUUUUUUCCCAUUAACAUUAAUUAAUUUGAAUUCGAGUCUGAAAAAAUUUGCUAUCAAUUUUUUGUUGAAUUUGAGAUCGAAGAGGAACAGUCGAAUCUACUGCACGAUGUCACAGCUCUGAAAAACGCGUUGAUAAUCUUUGAACUUUCAACUUUAUCAGACUUUUCGUCUCACUUCACCUAAACCUAAGUCUCAGAUCUGAAUCAGAUUCAAUUUUCUCUCUCUCAAGAGUUGUGGAUGUAGACAAAAAUCGCCAGAAAUAGAGAUAAGAUAAGGUUCGCCAUUCAAGGUAGUAUAUAUAGAGGGUUUCAACUGGGGUUGGCUUUACCUUGUCAAUUUCUGGAGUUAUAAGCAAGUAGAGGAAGUUGUCAAUUGUCAAUUCCUUAAAGCUGGGAACUUGGAAAAGAGAAGCAAUUAUUGUCUCUUAAGAGCUGUUUUUACCUCUCUUUAGAGACCUAUUAUUGUUGAGGUGCUGAAAGUGAUUCAAACGGUGUCCAUCUUAUUUAGAAGUCUAAGUAUCAAAAAUGGUAAUGGAUUUCAAAGAAUUCUUCACUGAAUAUGGUGAGGCCCAUCAAUAUGAAAUCCAAGAGGUCGUUGGCAAGGGAAGCUAUGGUGUUGUUGCAGCAGCAAUUGAUACUCAUACUGGAGAGAAGGUAGCAAUAAAGAAGAUCAAUGAUGUUUUUGAGCACAGCUGUGAAGCCACCCGCAUCCUUAGAGAAAUAAAGCUCCUUCGGUUGCUUCGGCACCCAGAUAUUGUUGAAAUAAAGCAUAUAUUGUUGCCUCCAUGUCCGAGGGAAUUCAAGGAUAUUUAUGUUGUUUUCGAGUUGAUGGAAUGUGACCUUCAGCAUGUAAUUAAAGCAAAUGACAGUCUCACUGCUGAACAUUAUCAAUUCUUUAUGUAUCAGCUUCUUCGAGGUUUAAAAUAUAUGCAUACAGCAAACGUGUUCCAUCGGGAUUUGAAGCCAAAAAACAUUCUAGCAAAUGCAGAUUGCAAGCUGAAAAUUUGUGAUUUUGGGCUUGCUCGGGUAUCACUUGGCGAUAACCCAUCUGCUGUUUUCUGGACUGACUACGUGGCAACUCGCUGGUACCGUGCUCCAGAACUCUGUGGUUCCUUUUUUUCCAAAUAUACCCCAGCAGUUGAUAUCUGGAGUCUAGGAUGUAUAUUUGCAGAAAUGCUUACAGGAAAACCAUUAUUUCCGGGGAAAAAUGCGGUUCACCAAUUGGAUCUCAUAACUGAUUUGCUUGGUACACCGUCCACUGAAGCCAUUUCAAGGAUUAAAAAUGAAAAAGCAAGGAGAUAUUUAAGCAGCAUGAAGAAGAAAGCACCUAUCCCUCUCUCACAGCAAUUCCCACACGUUGAUCCACUAGCUCUAAGAUUACUUGAGCGUUUGAUUGCAUUCGAUCCCAAAGAUCGCCCUUCUGCUGAAGAGGCGCUAGCACAUCCAUAUUUCCGUGGUUUGGCCAACAAGGAACAGGAACCAUCAUCUCAGACUAUCUCAAAAUUCGAAUUCGACUUUGAACGAAGAAAACUUGGGAAAGAGGAUAUUAGGGACCUCAUCUACCGAGAGAUUCUGGAAUAUCACCCUCAGAUGCUGCAGGAGCAUCUUCAUGGCACUGAUCACACUCACUUUAUGUAUCCAAGUGGGGUUGAUUGCUUCAAACAACAAUUUGACCAUCUCGAGGGGCACAGUGGUAGAGGUGGAAGUACUCUCUUUCCAAGACGAUAUGCCUCUUUGCCCAGAGAACGAGUUUGUGCUUCCACAGAUGAGGAAGCUGAUAAGGAUGGUGAAUUUGAAAGGCAUGUUGUGGCUUCUAUGGCUCAGAGAUGCCUUCCAAGCCCCCCGAGUUCCCCUAAGGUCAAGAAACCGGAUAUUGCUAAUACAGUUGAAGGUCCUACAGAGGCUGGCCAUAGUACACCAGCGAAUACCGAACGCUGCAUGCUAAGAAGUUCUAGUAUUAGUUUUUCCAAAUGUGUUGGGGCCAUAUGGGACUGCGAGGAUACAACCUGCAAGCCAUAUCAAAACGGGAUUAAUAAAUCAUCGAAGACAGCUUUAUAUGCUUGAACAUUUUUAUUCUGGAUGGAUAAGGAAUUGCUAAAUUUCUGGUAAGUGACAUACUGAUUGCAAUGUAAUUGCUCAUGUACUCGAAAUGGAGUCUUGGUUGGUUGUAUUGUAAACUAUUUAACAGUUUCACUUUGACAUCAUUACUUACAUUAUUUGUUCGAC
This is a messenger RNA of Solanum stenotomum, 2280 nucleotides long. Its product is annotated as mitogen-activated protein kinase 9-like. Gene Ontology annotation, cellular component: nucleus; cytoplasm. NCBI's taxonomy places the organism in Eukaryota, Viridiplantae, Streptophyta, Magnoliopsida, Solanales, Solanaceae. The transcript is spliced from 13 exons. Gene Ontology annotation, biological process: intracellular signal transduction; protein phosphorylation. Bases 580 to 2118 code for a protein of 512 amino acids. Gene Ontology annotation, molecular function: ATP binding; MAP kinase activity. The record is from RefSeq and is a predicted model, not a curated record.